Messenger RNA from Microdochium trichocladiopsis, 2426 nucleotides. RefSeq lists its product as uncharacterized. NCBI's taxonomy places the organism in Eukaryota, Fungi, Ascomycota, Sordariomycetes, Xylariales, Microdochiaceae. The coding region runs from base 1 to 2301 and encodes 766 amino acids. The transcript is spliced from 3 exons. The record is from RefSeq and is a predicted model, not a curated record.
AUGUCGGGCUUCGAGGCCAUCGGCAUCGCCUGCAAUAUCAUGCAAAUCCUCGGCACGGCGGCCAAAGCAGUCAUCCUCUGCAAAAGCAUCUAUAAGGGACGACCAGGCACGAUCGACGACGAGCUCGUGCUUGCGGCCGAGUCGCUCAAGGCGAUUUCCGACAGCAUGCAGAACAAGUGUGCCGAGUGGAAGCGACAGGGCGAUGAUGAGGAGAAGCUGGCCCGGACGGCCGAGAAGUGUGGCGUCGUGGCCAGGGCCCUCAUCGACGAGGUCGCAUACAUGACCAAGCAUCAGGCGCAAGGCGAUCUGCGUGCGGCGCUGAAGACUACCUUGACAACCAUGUGGAGAGGGAGGCGCCUCCGCGAGACAGAAUCUUCCCUCCGGAAGUGCGAGGACACGAUGAGGACGCAGCUGCUGCAUAGAAUUUGCAAGCAGAACGAUCUGUUGGCCUUGAAGCAAUCGAAGGCUUUCGCAACUUUUGACGCGGCACAGCGACAGUUUGUAGAUGUUUGCGCCGCCGGCUUUCUAGGCCUGACGGCAUUUGUGAACAACGAGUCCGAGCACAUGAGGCAGCACAUGACUGAAGAAUCCAACGGCGCAGUACAGGCAAUCACGACUGCAAUCGACUCGUCGGCCAUGAGAACUCGGGAUGAACUGACGCGGUCCGCCAAUGAAUCACGCGAACGGGCUCUUGAGCAGUUAUCGGAUCAAUUCGAGACCAUACGAUUAAAGACAUAUACUGAGAACGAGCGGCAGCGAUUCUUGAAGAGCUUCAGAUACAUCGAGAUGAAUGCUAGGCAGAGCGCGAUUCGUGAGGCCGAGCGUUCCACAUUUGACUGGAUAUUUGGAAACGAAAAUGAGGGAUCCGUUCAGCAACCCCCAGAACAAGAGGAUUACGGCUCAGCUGAAGAGCAUGCGGACUGGGAUUCUUCAUCCGAGUAUGAAUCCGGCCACGGCACGAGAGGAGAUGUAUCCCAAGACAGAGCUUUCCUCAAAUUGGACAGCACUCUCUGGGAUAAUUUUGGCGAUUGGCUCAAGUCGGACGACAAGCUGUACUGGAUUAGUGGAAAACCCGGCUCUGGAAAAAGCACACUUGUCAAGUACAUCGCCCAGAACGAGCGAACAAAGCGCGAGCUCAGCGGCUGGCGACCAAACACCUUCAUCGUCACGCAUUACUUCUGGAAGCCAGGCCGGGGCCUCCAGAAGAGCUUCAAGGGCAUGCUUUUGAGCAUUCUCUACCAAUUACUCGGCUCCGAGUCGACGGUCCUUGAUGAGGUCAUGUCUCGCUACAAGGCGCGGACUAAAGGUCCUGAUGACCACUCGGAUUGGAGCGUGGAUGAGGCUAGCCGCCUAGUGCACUAUACCUUGAAGCAUUGGCCCAAUACCCUCUUCUUCGUCAUUGAUGGCCUGGACGAAGCGGAAAGCUCGGACUCGGAGGAUAUCAUGGGCUUUGUUCAUGCAAUACUUCGGUAUAACCACGUCAAAGUGUGCGUGGCAAGUCGCCCCGAACGCAUGUUUGAGAAGCAAUACGGAAAGGCGCAGCACUUGAGACUGCAUUACUUGACUGAGCGCGACAUGAUCCGCUUCUUCCGACGGCGCAUAGGACACGCUAUUAGUGCCAGUGGGAUGCCGCGACAAGAGCAAGAGGACUUCGAGUACGAAGUGGUGCGAAAAUCCUCGGGUGUCUUUCUUUGGACCGUGCUCGCCAUCAGGGCCCUAUCCGUGGGACUCAGGAAUGAUGAUACAGCUAAGGAGCUCUGGGAACGCCUGCGAAUGCUUCCGGAGGAACUAAGUGGGCUCUACAAGGAUAUGUGGGCUCGUCUCAACCAGAACAAUGCGCUCUAUCAGCAACGUGGUGCUGCGUAUAUCGAAGUACUCACCGUCCUGAAGCAAGUCCAAAACGAACAGGAUCCCGAGCUCGCACGAAUUGACAGAACUCCUGCGUGGCCACUAAUCGCCUAUAUGGGAGCCUUCGACCCCCUGAUUCAAAACGCCAUACUUCGACCAGAAGUCGACUUAUCUGUUGAACAUCUUGUCGCCAGGAUCCAGGCUUUCGGUGCCGACGUUAAAAAGGCCAUCCAGAUAUGGGCCUCGCUUGUAAAGCUCUACCAAGAGGCAUUUCAGACUUCGGGCAGUGAUUGCUGGCGGCCACUGCGAGAGAGUAUUAUUGAUGAUAUCCGCAAUGGAUCCGACGACUACCAACUGGUAGACACCGAAGAGGAACUGCCGAUGUCGUUGAUAGAAGAUGGGAGGCCCGAGUACUGCCUGACGGAGGAAGCCGACAAAUAUGCGGGAUUGUAAGGUCGACUGAUCCGAGCUCAAACACAGUAUAGUCUUGUACCGAAUUCUCAGUGUGUGGUCGGGAAGCAAUGGUUUUGAUAAAAUCUUUGAGCUACAAAUAUAGCAACACCUUGUGUCAAAUUGGG